Molecule: messenger RNA, 1272 nt
Organism: Drosophila mojavensis
Lineage: Eukaryota; Metazoa; Arthropoda; Insecta; Diptera; Drosophilidae
Product: telomere-binding protein cav
Exons: 2
Coding region: 17-991 (324 amino acids)
Source: RefSeq, a predicted model, not a curated record
UUACUACAGACACCCUAUGGCUACACUGUCUAAUACAAAUUCUAUGCAACUAUAUUCCAUUAGUUUUAACAAACCGAGUGCUAGAAUGGCGCGUUGCUUGACAGAAGCUUUAAUAAAAUAUCAAACGGCCGAGGAGGCCAAAAUCUUAAGCAUAGCGGAUGAAUUGGAUGAGCCUAGCAAAUCACUAGUGCGCGAAUUGUAUGAACCACUUAAAAUAACAAGCGAGGAUUUGUCUCGCGAAUACAGUGAUUCCGAUAAAAGGAAACUAUGUUUACGCACUAAAGUUCGUGUUAAUAUGACUCUCUUCAACUGUGUGUGGGAUGCAAAGCGACGCUUGGAUAAAAAAGGACGCCUAGUCAACCGCUCGGAGCGUUUCAUCAAUGCGAUGCUGGUGAAGGCGGUGGCCAAGAAAAUGGUAUUACCUUACACCGAAGAGGAGAUAGAAAAGUGUAAUUAUAUUAGACGUUGCCAACUGAAGAAGGAGAACAAUCGUAGACUUAAUCGCUGGAAUUUGGAAUCUACGCAAGAGAACGUGCUCGAUUGCAGCCAUCUGAGUUCAUCUCUGUUGCCGGCGCAAGUAACCAAUCAAUCGCAGUCUAACAGCCAGCAACAAUCAGUAGAAUUGCAAUUGAUGAAAUAUCCAGCUAAUUUGGAUUCUCAAAACACUGAAUCUACGCUAGGGAUUUUAACAAAUGGUCCGGAAAUGUGGGUUAUUGAAGAAUCCCCAGCAGCGGAAAAUAUAUCAGCUUCAGAGAUCGUGGAGAGUUUAAGUAUGCCAGAUCUUGGACCAGACACAGAUUGGGUCCACGCUGCUGCACAAAUCAAUACAGAAUCCAUGACCAUUGGCACUCUGGAGUUUGAUUUGCCAACUGAUAGCCAACCCAUAAUCUCGAAUUCUGAGAAUUAUGACAACUUCAAUACCCAGGUUCCGGCCACGUCCACCCAAACUCAGCCUCAGCCUCAAUCUCAAUGUACCGAACCAUUUCUGUAAAUUAAUUACAAUAAGUUAACCAAAUUUGUUGAAGUUUCCAAAAAUCUUAAGAGAUAUUUAUUAUUGUGCGUUUUGAGUAUAAAAAUUUCCUUAAAACGUCAUACAUUAUAUAAUUUACAUAUACAUAUAUAUUUAUUUAUUUCAAUGCAUUAUCCUAGUUAAAAUCGCGCGUGUUCUUAAAUGUUCUGUAUUCUAUUUACCAAUUGUUGUACAGUAAAAACUUAUGCAUAAAUAUAUAUAAAUGUGUGUUACGAAAUUAAAAUUAAUAUCCUUGCAGUGGA